Periophthalmus magnuspinnatus is the source of this 3462-nucleotide messenger RNA. Its product is annotated as dystrobrevin beta-like. The transcript has 22 exons. The coding region runs from base 293 to 2152 and encodes 619 amino acids. The record is from RefSeq and is a predicted model, not a curated record. NCBI's taxonomy places the organism in Eukaryota, Metazoa, Chordata, Actinopteri, Gobiiformes, Gobiidae. Gene Ontology annotation, biological process: synaptic signaling. Gene Ontology annotation, molecular function: zinc ion binding. Gene Ontology annotation, cellular component: synapse; plasma membrane.
UUCUUUCAAAAAUAGUAGCCUACACUCGGUCGAGACUGCACCCGGUAACUGCACGCGAGAGGGGCAGCUAUGGAGACUGGGAAAUAUGACUUUUUACGGAAAUAAACUUCAUAACUGGAUGUUUAAACUAGAUAGGAAGACGCAAAGGACGUAAAAAAGAGGAAGCGGAGAUUUGCGUAAAAGUGUAUCCCCGUGUGUUCAUGUUAUUUGGCGACGAAUACCUACCGAAAAUAGUCCCCCCGCCAUCCAUUGAGGCCCCUCUUGCCCCGCGCAACCCCCUGACACAGAGAGGAUGGUGAGGAUGGAGGAGGGGGGACUGAGAGACCGGGGGCGAGGUCCUGGAGUCGAGAGCCGGCAGAUCCUGGUGGAGCUCGGAGAGCAGAACUUUGAUGCCAUUGUACUGUCUACAUAUCGAACAGCAUGCAAGCUGAGGUUUCUGCAGAAGAGAUGCAACUUGCAUCUGAUCGACAUAUACCAUGUGAUUGAGGCUGUGCGAGACGCUGGCCUGAAUACUGUGGAGCUACAUGCUGGUAUCUCAGUCACCCGUCUGGAGAACCUGGUCUCUUCUCUAUUUAACCAGCUCAGUAAAAGACUGCCCACCACUCACACCAUCAACCCCAGAGAGAGCACUGUGCUGCUGGUCCAGCUCAUAUUGGCCACUGUUGAUAGUGAUCCUGAAGGUCGUCUCACUGUGCUCUCGGUGAAGGCUCUCCUGGCUGUGCUUUGUGGAGGGAAACUGGUCGAUAAACUCCGCUAUGUGUUUUCUCAGGUCUCUGACUCCCAUGGAGUCCUGGUGCUACCAAAGUUUGAUAUUUUUCUGAGGGAGGUUCUGAAGCUGCCCACUGCUAUCCACGAAGGGCCGUCCUUUGGAUACAACCACAGUUCAGCACGCUCAUGUUUCCCACAACAGAAGAGGGUUAUGCUGAACAUGUUCCUGGACAUUGUCUCGGAGCCUCCCCAGUGCCUGGUGUGGCUCCCACUGAUGCACCGUAUGGCCAAUGUGGAGCAUGUGUACCACCCGGUGUCAUGCUCCUAUUGUCGAAGUAACGGGAUGACAGGGUUUCGAUACUGCUGCCUCCGUUGUCGCGGUUACCAAUUGUGUCAGAACUGUUUCUGGAGAGGCAACACCAGCGGCUCUCACAACAGACAGCACCAGAUGAAGGAGCACUCGUCUUGGAAAUCUUCAGCCUCGAAGUUUGGCCGAGCGAUUGGCAAGACUCUGGGCUGUGUGUCAUCACGAGAGCCUCCUCACCCCGUGUACCCCGAAGAACCAGAGAGAACCCUUAACCUCUCUAAUAUUGUACCUACACGACCAGUUGGAAAUGACGGUGAAGACAUGAUGCUGUCCCCUGUGCUGCCAGAAUCAUCAAAAAGUUUGUCAGCUGCUCAGAGAAUGAAUGAGGAGCAUGCCCUUAUCGCAGCUUAUGUGAACCGGCUCCAGGGCAGCCCAAGUAUGGACAGUCCAAGCCGACAAGAUGAGGAGCACAAGCUGAUUGCCCGCUACACAUCUCGUCUGGCAGAAACUGAAGGAGCAGGUAUGAUACCAAAUAGAAGCAUUAACUUUGAUGCCAACAAGCAGAAGAGGGAGCUGAUUGCCCAGUUGGAAAACAAGAACAGGGAGAUUUUGGCUGAGAUCAAGCGUCUCCGUGUCGAGCAUGACGCAGCGUGCCAUCCCAGUCCUGAUAAGGGCACCACUAACCCCACUCUACUGGCAGAACUGCGCCAACUCAGACAGAGGAAGGAUGAGCUGGAGCAGAGGAUGUCAACACUGCAGGAAAGCCGCAGGGAGCUCAUGGUGCAGCUCGAGGGACUAAUGAAACUGCUCAAGGAUGAGGAACAGCGGCAAGCAGCUCAGGCGGCUGGCUCGUCCCAUGCCUCCCCAGCGCGCCCCAGCCCAGCAGCUGCAGCGCGCUCCGUACGAUCAGCCUCUCCUCACACCCACAUGCAGCACCACCACGACUCUCUGGCCGGGGUCGGGGGAGAUGUUCAAGAGGCUUUUGCCCAGGGCCCGAGAAGGAACUUGAGGAAUGACCUUUUAGUAGCAGCUGACUCCAUCACCAACACUGUGUCGUCUCUGGUCAAAGAGCUGCACUCCGAUGAAGGUAGGGAGGAAGAGGAGAGACUCAUUAAUGGAAAGGACAGAGCAGGUUAAAUGGAUCCUGGACAAUGAAAGUACAGAGUUGAUGCAUCAUCCAAAUACUUCUCCUCUGGGGCCUGAAGUGCAGCUUUCCGGUGUCAUCCGCUGGAUAUUUUGAGCUGUUCGAUCUCUCAGCCAAUCACAAUGCUGGACACCAAACGACCCUGGGGUCUCUACUGAUGUAUAGCUGUGAUUCAGUCCUUGUCUUGUCACUGUGGUCAUCUUUUUGUUUAGUUUGAAGAAUCAUAAAGAGCCUACUGAUUUUUACUGUAAGUGUGGUCAAAGUUUAAAGGGUCAAGUAAGUCAGAGGGACUGUGAGGACAUGGAGAGGAUUAAGGAUAUGUAAAAAAGUUUGAGGAUGUUUUAAGCAAAGAGAAAAUGUAAGAAGAUGAGAGCUUAAUGAGUUGUAAUGUUUUAAUUUUUGGCACUGUGUGCUUUGUAUUUAUUGGUGUUUGAUUUGAAUGUGUUUUGCAUGUGGUCUGGCCCUGCUGAGAAUAAGCUUUUAAGGGACUAUUCCCAUUUUAUUAAAGGGGUGGUUUGGCUUUUUAACUUUGUUCAAUGAGACACUCACACUCACACACAGUUUGAGUUGUCAGUAGUUAUCAGUGGAAAAUGAAGUUAGUAUAUAAUAAUAAUAAUACAUUUCUGUAGGAUUUUCAACUUUAUAUUAUAUAGAUCAUAAACACUAAAUUCAAAUUAUUUUCUAAAUUAGAAGUUAAUUAACAUUUUUCAAACAUUAGACCUUAAAAAAACUGACUUGAUUUAACUCUCUCAGAACAAUGUUAAAAAUGUUGAACCACCACUUUAAGUAGUAGCUUAAAGGGAGACGCAGUCGUCCCAUUGUGGGUCUAAGGCCUGGUGUAGAGCUAUAGGUGCUAUAGUGUGAAGUAGCUCAGGUUUGUCCAGGCCUGUGUGUGUCGUGGUACUGCAGUGGAAGAACAAGAAUGGUUACUAUUACUAUGUGUGUGUGUGGUAGAAACUAUCCAAAAAUAUGCAGUAGAUAUUUUUCAAAAGGUCAGGGGAAGGUUUAGAAAGAAGUGUUUUUUUCUAUUUUGACUGCAACUUCAUAAAGGGAAGCAUAUUGAGGGAUCUCAAUUGGUUUUGAAUUUUAUGACAGUUACAAAAUCAUGUUAUUUAUUACUUACCAGAGUGGCACAUGUACUCUAUUCAAAAUCAGUUCGACCCAUUCGUAACCCUACCAAAAUUGAAUUUAAAAUUGAAAUCUCUCCAUUCACCAGUUGAGCAUCUCUUUUUUAUGUGAAUAACAUUUCAAUAGGUUCAAUAGGUUUGAUGCAUGACUGAAGAACAAAAGCUGUAAGAACUGA